Nannospalax galili (Upper Galilee mountains blind mole rat) is the source of this 6255-nucleotide messenger RNA. RefSeq names its product KIAA0232 ortholog. Lineage: Eukaryota; Metazoa; Chordata; Mammalia; Rodentia; Spalacidae. The record is from RefSeq and is a predicted model, not a curated record.
CACAUCAGCAUCUUGUGGUUGGAAGAAAGAGAUACUUUGUGGCAGUUACCAGCCUGACUGGCACAGUACUACCCCACACAGCACCCUGGAAGGGAAGACCACAGACUUAUCUGGCUCCACACUUGGAGGUUCUGCCGGAGACUGACAUUUGGCCUCAUGUGAAAUGGAAGUUGAAAAUUACACCUGCGGGCGUGCUGCUAUCGUGGUUUUGCUUCAUUGGUCGUGCCUGAAGUGGGAAGUGGUGUUGUAGAGCGCUGACUGCAGCACAGAACCUGCUGACCUCCAUGUCAAGCACCUCUCCUUUCUGCCGGAGUGAAAUCCUCUCCAGAUACCAGCAGAACGUCAGCUGCAGAAAAUGCUUUGCUCUUUAAGAAUUUCCGCAACCUAAGUCCAUGCACCUUGUCUGUCCAGUUGUUGUGGAUGGUUUGUCAUCUGAAAGCUCCUGGUCCUUUCCAGGCCCGGUGUCUGUUUCUGACAUGUCUCUGCUUCAUGCGUUGGGCCCAGUGCAAACCUGGCUGGGGCAAGAGCUAGAGAAGUGUGGCAUUGAUGCCAUGAUUUAUACGCGGUAUGUGCUCAGUCUUCUGCUGCAUGACAGCUACGACUACGACCUGCAGGAACAGGAGAAUGAAAUCUUCCUGGGCUGGGAGAAAGGAGCUUACAAGAAGUGGGGAAAGAGUAAGAAAAAGUGUUCAGAUCUAACUCUAGAAGAAAUGAAAAAACAGGCUGCUGUCCAGUGUCUUCGAUCUGCUUCUGAUGAAAGCUCUGGAAUCGAGACUUUAGUGGAGGAACUCUGCUGCAGACUGAAAGACCUGCAGAGUGAGCAAGAAGAGAAGAUUCACAAGAAGUUAGAGGGGUCUCCCUCUCCAGAGGCAGAAUUGUCCCCUACAGCAAAGGACCAAGUGGAAAUGUACUACGAAGCAUUUCCACCGCUUUCUGAGAAGACAGUUUGCCUGCAGGAGAUCAUGACCGUGUGGAACAAGUCCAAAGCCUGUUCCUACUCCAGCUCCUCCUCGUCAUCCACAGCCCCACCAGCAAGCACAGGUACAUCGUCUCCCAAGGACUGUAAUAGUGAGAGUGAAGGCAUCAAAGAGAGAAGCACCGAGGCGACCUUCCCUGUGCAGGAGAAAGCCCUGCGCAGAGGCAGAGCUGAGAAGGGGAGCAGGCUGAGCCAUGGCACCACAGAAGAGAAGCCUGCCUUCUGUACAAAGCAGACCCGACAGAAACCUGAGGGGAAGAUGCGGCCUCGCUCAUGGUCCUCUGGCUCUAGUGAAGCAGGCUCGAGUUCAAGCGGUAAUCAGGGAGAAUUAAAAGCAUCCAUGAAGUAUAAGGUCAGACACAAGGCACGAGAAAUUCGAAACAAAAAAGGACGGAACGGGCAGAGCAGGCUGUCGCUGAAGCAUGGCGAGAAGGCAGAGAGAGGUGUUCAUGCGGGUGGUGGUGGCGGCAGCAGCAGCAGCAGCGGUGGGUCCAUCCGGCAGCUGUGCAAGCGAGGUAAAAGACCCGCAAAAGAGACAGGGAGGAAAGAGCCUGGGAGCACGUCAGGAAAAGACCUGUACGUGGAGAGCAGGAGCAAUAGGGAGUACAAAGAGGAGCCGCUGUGGUACACAGAGCCGCUUGCCGAGUACUUUGUUCCUCUGAGCAGAAAGAGCAAACUAGAGACCACAUACCGAAACAGGCAAGACGCAAGUGCUCUGCCAUCAGAAGCAGUUGAGGACUUGUCUGAGUCUGUGCGUGGUCUGCGUAUCAGCAACAGUAAUGCCCACGACACAUACCUCGCAGCAGGUACUUUCAUCGAUGGUCAUUUUGUAGAAAUGCCUGCAGUUAUAACUGAGGACAUUGACCUCGCUGGGACCUCAUUAUGUUCUCCACCAGAGGACAGUAAAGACCUGGAUGAUAUUCAUCUAUCUGAAUUAACACACUUCUAUGAAGUGGAGAUUGACCAAUCCAUGUUGGAUCCUGGUGCCUCAGAAACAUUGCAAGGAGAAAGUCGGAUUUUGAAUAUGAUUCGACAAAAAAGCAAAGAGCAUACAGAUUUUGAGGCAGAAUGUUGCAUAGUGUUAGAUGGUAUGGAGUUGCAAGGGGAACGUGCAAUAUGGACAGAUUCUACCAGCUCCGUGGGUGCUGAGGGCUUCUUCCUGCAAGACCUUGGCAACCUGGCUCAGUUUUGGGAGUGCUGCUCAUCCAGCUCUGGAGAUGCUGAUGGAGAGAGUUUUGGAGGAGACUCUCCAGUAAGACUCUCUCCCCUCUUGGACAGCACGAUGCUCAAUUCACACUUGCUUGCUGGCAAUCAAGAGCUCUUUUCAGAUAUUAAUGAAGGAUCUGGUAUAAACUCUUGUUUUUCAGUGUUUGAAGUGCAAUGCGGUAAUUCUGUUUUACCAUUUUCUUUUGAAACACUCAACUUGGGAAGUGAGCAUGCAGAUUCUAGUGCUAAUGUGCUUGGGAAAACACAGUCUAGAUUGCUAAUAUGGACCCAAAAUAGUGCCUUUGAAGAGAAUGAACACUGUUCUAAUCUUUCAACAAGAACUUGUAGUCCGUGGUCCCAUUCAGAAGAAACACGUUCAGACAAUGAGACAUUGAACAUUCAAUUUGAAGAAUCUACACAGUUUAAUGCAGAAGAUAUUAAUUAUGUAGUUCCUAGAGUCUCAUCAAACUAUGUAGAUGAAGAACUUCUAGAUUUUUUGCAAGAUGAAACUUGCCAGCAAAAUAGUAGAACUUUAGGAGAAAUUCCUACGUUAGUUUUCAAAAAAAGAUCUAAACUAGAAUCUGUCUGUGGUAUUCAGCUAGAACAAAAACCAGAAAACAAAAACUUUGAAACUACACAAGCAUGUAGUGAAAGCAGCCCACAUGGAGGUGGCUACAGCUCAGGGGUUAUUAAAGACAUUUGGACAAAGAUGGCAGAAAGGGAUUCUGCAGCUAGGUUAGAGGUAGACAGAACCGACGAGGAGUUAUUUUCAACAGAUGUAAAUAACUACUGCUGCUGUUUGGAUGCCGAAGCUAAACUAGAGGCCCUUCAGGAGCCUAGUCGGGCUGUGCAGAGAUCGGAGUAUCAUCUCUGGGAGGGGCAAAAGGAGAACCUGGAGAAAAGAGCGUUUGUGUCCAGUGAGCUGUCAAAGGUAGAUGGCGGUGAUUACACCACACCCUCUAAACCUUGGGAUGGGGCCCAAGAGAAAGAGAACACAUUCAUUCUUGGAGGAGUGUAUGGAGAACUCAAAACCUUCAAUAGUGAUGGGGAGUGGGCAGUCGUACCUCCUGGUCAUACAAAAGGAAGCUUGUUACAGUGUGCAGCCUCUGAUGUUGUGACAAUAGCUGGUACAGAUGUCUUUAUGACCCCUGGAAAUAGCUUUGCUCCUGGUCACAGGCAGUUAUGGAAACCCUUUAUGUCAUUGGAACAGAGUGAUCUGCCGAAGAGUGGGGAAAAUGGGUUAAAUAAGGGAUUUUCUUUUAUCUUCCAUGAAGACUUGCUAGGAGCCUGUAGUAACUUUCAAGUUGAGGAUCCUGGGCUUGAAUAUUCAUUCUCUUCCUUUGACUUAAGCAAUCCAUUUUCACAAGUUCUCCAUGUGGAAUGUUCAUUUGAGCCUGAAGGGAUUGCAUCUUUCAGCCCCAGUUUUAAGCCGAAGUCGAUCCUCUGCUCGGAUUCAGACAGUGAGGUUUUUCACCCCAGAAUAUGUGGUGUUGACAGGACACAAUACAGGGCUAUUCGGAUCUCUCCUCGGACUCACUUCCGCCCAAUUUCUGCAUCUGAACUUUCCCCUGGAGGAGGAAGUGAGUCAGAGUUUGAGUCUGAGAAAGAUGAAGCAAAUACUCCCACUCCUUCUCACAUUGGUGCGCUUGAAGACCCACAAGCAGAUCUCAAACCUCUAGAAGAAGAUGCAGAGAAAGAAGGUCCUUAUUAUGGGAAGUCAGAGCUCGAGUCUGGGAAGUUCCUGCCCAGAUUAAAAAAGUCUGGAAUGGAAAAGAGUGCUCAGACAUCGCUGGACUCCCAGGAGGAGGCAGCUGGGAUGCCGCCCAUCGGAAAGCAGGACCAGUGUUUGGAGUGUAGCAUGAGGGAAUCUCUGGAAAUCAAUUUAGAAAGCUCAGAAGCAAAUUGUAAAAUAAUGGCACAGUGUGAGGAGGAGAGCAAUGAUUUUUGCAGUUGCAAAGCAGGUUGUCAGUUCCCUGUUUGUGAAGAUAAUCCUGUUUCUUCAGGACAACUGGAAGAGUUUCCUGUACUGAAUACUGACGUACAAGAAAUGAAUCGAAAUCAAGAAAAGCAGAGCUGGUGGGAAAAAGCCCUGUACUCUCCUCUUUUCCCUGCGUCAGAGUAUGAAGAGUGUUCUACAAGUGUCAAGGGAGAGAAUGGCAUAGAAGAACGUCCAGAUGCUAAAGAGACACCCAGUAAUGAGGAGCGCCUGUUAGAUUUUAAUAGGGUGUCUUCUGUUUAUGAAGCAAGAUGCACAGGAGAGAGAGGUUCUGGGGGAAAACCAAAUGGCCUCCACAGGAAGAUGUGCUCCAGUGCCAGCUCCGACACGGGCGACACAGGCUCCGAAGGCGGCGGAGAGUGGGUGGGCCCCAGCGGAGAGGAGCUCUUCUCCCGAACGCACCUCUGACCCUGCAGAGUAGUCCCACUCAUUGCAAAUGCUGUGAUGGGAAAUAGCCUUCUGUGAGGCCGAUCAGUCUAAAAGCAGCAACCUAGGUCUCUUCUUCAAUUAACUGAUUCACAUCAGUGAUUACCUUUCUCUUCUUGCUUACUUUAGCGUUGAGGACGGCUGUCCUGUUGAAGACCUGUUUCAAGCUGUUACGGUCUUGCUCUGACGUAGACUGUGCUGUCCAGUGAAGAACGGGUGUGCAUGUGCUUGUCUUGGCGGCGUCCCCACUUCUGCAUCGCAGCCACAGGCCUUCUCCCUCUGUGGCGGCCACGUCGCCAUCACCUUGUCAGCACCGUAGCGCUGACAGCCUCUGCUGCUGUCCAGACUCUAGCUUUGUUCUCUGAAAGCCAGGAGAUAAAUCCUUGCCCUGCCGCGGGUCAGGGCCUUUCUGAAGGAGGAGGGAAGCAUGGUGACUCAUCUGCAGUCUCAUUCAGCAAAAUCUCAUGUACAUUUGAAGUAGGAACACAAGGGUGUGCUCGUAGAGACUUCAAAAUACUGUGUUUUCUCUCUUAGGAUUUCCCCUCAAGUGUCACGGAAGAUACUGUGGUUUGUGACUUUCUUGCUAACUGAAGAAGCCAAGGAUUUGAGGCCUGGGGCGGUGGAUGGGGUGAGUUCUGCUACUGCAGUGCAGGCCUGGUAGCACAGCCUGGCCGACGCAGGGGGUUCUCCGUGCUAGCUCUUCAGCACAUUGCUUGAGGACCUUAGCAACAAAUUAUUUUCUGGUGACUGCAUUGAACUGAAGUCCCCAGAUGAACUUAUCAAUAUUUGACACACCAUAAGGCCACUUCAUCACCCCAAAGAAAUCUUUGGCUGCUGCAGCUAGCUGCUCUUCUGGCUGUGAUGUAGUGUAGCUUGUAUCUCAUUUUGUUUGAGAGAAUGUUCUGGGUAAGUUCUGUGUGCGGUGGGCUGGGGUGGGUCAAGUAAUUUUCCACAUCCCUGUGUGAUUGCUGUUCUGAUCAUCACCUCAUGUGACUUGGUGAGCCACGCAGGCAGCACACCUCACACGGCGCACAUUAGUGCGCUGACCUCCUUGCUCUCAGCAUGGCCACGGGUUUGAAGCUAGGAGAGCGAAUGUGUGCAAAGCCUACACGUUCUAAAUCACUUUUCUUUUUAACCAACUUGUUUUAAAAACACCUAGUCUGUGCCAUGAGGUUAGCGUGUCCAGAUCAUCAGGAACGGCAGGCGAGUCUGAUGUGGCCAAGCCGGCCUCUCCAGUAAGUUGGGCAGCUGUGAAUCCAUGGUGACUUCCUAAGCUGGGAGCUGAGCAGCCUGUGAGGGACCUUGUUGGAAGCAUUUGAGUCUGUUGACUGUUUCCACUGAUGCAGGAAACACCAUGGAGGCCAUACAGUCGUGUGUGUCCAUGCUGUGGGAGGCCUGCGUGGCCGUUGGAGGCCUGCGUGGUCGUUGGAGGUGGUCUCACCGCCUUAGGGUUUGUUUUUACACAGCAUAUCUUUUGACACUUUACAGUGGGUUUGUGUGUGUGCAUGUGCGUGUGUGUGUGCGUGUGUGUGAGUGUAAGGCUUUAUGUUGCUCUUAUUUAUUUACAGACAUCAGAUAGUUUUACGUAUUUUCCUUUCUUAUGGAGCUUCCUAAACAUUGACUAGUAUCUGCACUGAAAUAUAACCUACCA